AUGGGCGAGAAAACGAACUGCAUGGCCAAAAUUUUUAAGCAAUGGCCUUUCUUGAGCUUCGGCGUACUUUUGACUCUUCUUGGUCUGUUUGUUACCCCAUCAGUUGAAUCGCGAUCUCUUGUGAAAGAUGGUUUCCCGAGUAUCAGUUAUCAUCACCCAUUUCCAUGGGAAACCAGGCGUCCAGCCGCGUAUCUGGAGGAAAAACGUCGCUCGGCAAUAAACUUCAGAAAACUCUUGGAGGCGCUGAACUCACCAGUGGAAGACGAUGAUCUACUGCCAAUCUCAAGUUUGCGAUUCGGCUAAGCACGCGCUCGACUUAAGAAAAAAUGAUUUGUGAAAACUUUGCACAUGUCACCCUAAAUACACUGUACCGA
This is a messenger RNA of Opisthorchis viverrini, 374 nucleotides long. RefSeq lists its product as hypothetical. The record is from RefSeq and is a predicted model, not a curated record. Bases 1 to 303 code for a protein of 100 amino acids. Lineage: Eukaryota; Metazoa; Platyhelminthes; Trematoda; Opisthorchiida; Opisthorchiidae. The transcript is spliced from 2 exons.